AUGCCGUCGUCGAGCGCAAAGACGGUGCUGGAGACGGCGACGGCGACGUCGACGUGCACCCCGGAGACGGUGAAGUGCAAGCACGUGUUUGACAUCCACGGAUACAGCCAGCACAAGCUCCUCGGCCCCAACGUCUACAUCAGCUCGGGUGCCUUCGCCGUCGGCGGCUUCGACUGGAACAUCAGAUACUACCCCGGCGGGUACCUGAAGCCCAAAUACGUGUCCGUCUACCUGGAGCUCCUGAGCGCCGGCGCCCGCGUGCGCGCAUCCUGCGACCUGACCAUCGUCGGCCAGCGCCCCGGCGCACCUUCCCUGGUGUCGCGCACCCCGCCCAUGCUCUUCAGCUCCGAUCUCAGCAGGUUCGCGCCCAGCACCAGCAAGUUCGUGAAGAGGAGAAAGCUGGAGGCGGCGUCCUUGGGGCUCGUCCACGGCGACCGGCUCGUCAUCGAGUGCGUCGUCACCGUCUUCAUGUACCCGACCGUCGUCACCCGGACGGCCGCGCCGAACGAGGACCCGCCCUCGGACCUGCACCGCGACCUCGCCAGGAUGUACGAGUCCCAGGCCGGGGCGGACAUCGGCUUCCUCGUCGGAGGGCAGGGCUUCCGGGCCCACGGCACCGUGCUGGCCAUGAGGUCGCCGGCGUUCAUGGCGGAGGUCGUGCGUGGCGGAGGGUUGGGGUUCUCGGGCGGGUGCGUCGACAUCAACGACAUGAAGCCUGAGGCCUUCGACGCCCUCCUUUACUAUAUCUACAUGGAUUCGCUCCCUGCCGCCAUGAGCAACGUGGACGGAGACCGUAAGAGGGAGCUUGUCAUGGAUCUACUUGCGGCUGCGGACCGGUACGGUAUUCAAAGGUUGAAGCUAAUAUGUGAAACCGCCCUCUCCAAGACCCUUGAGGCCAACACAGUGGUGACCACGUUGACUUCAGCUGAGAAGCAUCACUGCCAGAGGCUCCGUCAGGCUUGUCUUCAAUUUAUAGCUUCUUCUGUUAAUCAAAUCAAGUGA
Hordeum vulgare subsp. vulgare (domesticated barley) is the source of this 1002-nucleotide messenger RNA. RefSeq names its product BTB/POZ and MATH domain-containing protein 1-like. Lineage: Eukaryota; Viridiplantae; Streptophyta; Magnoliopsida; Poales; Poaceae. Bases 1 to 1002 code for a protein of 333 amino acids. The record is from RefSeq and is a predicted model, not a curated record. The transcript has a single exon. Gene Ontology annotation, molecular function: protein binding. Gene Ontology annotation, biological process: protein ubiquitination.